Molecule: messenger RNA, 378 nt
Organism: Alternaria viburni
Lineage: Eukaryota; Fungi; Ascomycota; Dothideomycetes; Pleosporales; Pleosporaceae
Exons: 3
Coding region: 1-378 (125 amino acids)
Source: RefSeq, a predicted model, not a curated record
AUGCGUCACUUAGAAGAUUUCCUACAGGUCAAGCGAAAGAAGCUCGAUAUAGAUGGCCUGUUCAGGCGGCAAAGCAUGGCUGGUGGGACUUCACUGAAGAAUUAUCUAGAUACCAAUUGCCAAACAUUCGUGCGAGACUACGAGAAGGAGUUCCACAAGAAGGCAUUCGCCGACCCUUAUAUCAAGUACAAAUGGUCACUUGGCAAGGACCUCACGGUGGAGCAAUAUGAGCAAGCCAUCAAGGAACGAAACAACUUGAGAGACUGGAUGUGUAGUGCAAUACUACCACAACCAUCCGAUGGACAGAGUCUGGGCAAGAUACUCAUUCUCCCGAGUGGGGAUACUGACCCUAUGUACCGACAUGAAUAUCAUAAGUAA